Molecule: messenger RNA, 657 nt
Organism: Mucor velutinosus
Lineage: Eukaryota; Fungi; Mucoromycota; Mucoromycetes; Mucorales; Mucoraceae
Product: isocitrate lyase 1
Exons: 1
Coding region: 1-657 (218 amino acids)
Biological process (GO): regulation of transcription by RNA polymerase II; neuron differentiation
Cellular component (GO): nucleus
Molecular function (GO): DNA-binding transcription factor activity, RNA polymerase II-specific; RNA polymerase II transcription regulatory region sequence-specific DNA binding
Source: RefSeq, a predicted model, not a curated record
AUGGUUCUUGGACAAAAGAAGAAGAAAAAGGCAAAACAGCCAUCUCGCUGCAAUCACAGUGACACACCAACAAGAACAGAUGAACUAAAGAACGACUUUUGGCUGCCCACCAUCAAAAGACGACGGCGCUUCUCUAGCAAGGAAAUCAGAUUAUUACAAAAAGAAUUCAGCAUCAACUGCAGUCCGUGCGCAGACAAGGUGGAAGAAAUUGCAAAGCUAUUCUCUACUGAUAAAAAGAUCAUCACUACCUGGUUUCAAAAUAAAAGAGCCAAAACCAAGAAAUUGCAAGCCAAUUCGCCUCGAACAGUAUCCUCGGUAGAUUAUGAGACAGAACAGGAACAGCAAGAAGAAGAAGAGGAGGAGGAGGAGGAUGACGAGCACUACGACUAUGAUGAUACCACUACAGAACUCUCCAAUACCAAUACUGACAUGGACAGUGAUACUUUUCAUGUCAUGAAUGGUGACACAGCUCUUACUACACCUACCUGUAUUUUGCAUCAACAGGAAUAUCAACAUAUAGUCUCCACACUCAGCAGCCCACAUUACGCGCACAAACAUCUAAUUAACUUCUUCUCCACCUACCACUUUGAUUUGUAUUAUCUGACAAUGCAAGAAGAUCAAGAUGAUGCAAGCUCAUUUUUCGCCUACAGCAGUUAA